UCCCAGAAAGGAAUUAUUUGCAAAGCGGAACCUAUGUCUCACAAAAUACGGUAGAUGGACAACGGACAAAACAGUGACUUACACAGGAAGUAAAGUUCAAUCAGAAGGUUUGCUGAAUUUGACAACAAUACCACAACACUAUAAUUGUGGAUUAGGUAUUUAAUCUUAAAUUGAUUUAAAACGUAUUUAAAGUCAAAAUGCUGAUCAAGGUUAAGACUCUCACUGGCAAAGAAAUAGAGAUCGACAUUGAGCCCACAGACAAGGUGGAGAGAAUUAAAGAAAGGGUGGAGGAGAAAGAGGGGAUUCCACCUCAACAACAAAGACUCAUCUACAGUGGAAAACAGAUGAACGAUGAGAAGACAGCUGCGGACUACAAGAUCCAGGGAGGCUCAGUGCUGCAUCUGGUCCUGGCGCUAAGAGGAGGGCUAGUCUGCCACUGUUCCUGCAUCCACCUCAUCUCCUAGUGGGGCAGUGGGGCCAACCGUAGUGGGCAGAGUUUGUCAUCGUCACACCACAGAGCAGCAAUUUGGACUGCUAUAAUUCCUCUGUGUAGAUUGUAUGGUUGGUUACAAAAACACUGUUGGAAUUUAAGUAAGUGGGACACAGCGAGAGAGUUUGGACACUGGUUAUUUUGCUUGUGAAUAAAAGGUGAAAUGUA
Salmo salar (Atlantic salmon) is the source of this 658-nucleotide messenger RNA. Its product is annotated as ubiquitin-like protein NEDD8. Gene Ontology annotation, molecular function: protein binding. The record is from RefSeq and is a predicted model, not a curated record. Lineage: Eukaryota; Metazoa; Chordata; Actinopteri; Salmoniformes; Salmonidae.